Messenger RNA from Rana temporaria (common frog), 5974 nucleotides. RefSeq names its product stromal antigen 2 (gene STAG2). The coding region runs from base 298 to 4125 and encodes 1275 amino acids. NCBI's taxonomy places the organism in Eukaryota, Metazoa, Chordata, Amphibia, Anura, Ranidae. The record is from RefSeq and is a predicted model, not a curated record. The transcript has 35 exons. Gene Ontology annotation, cellular component: nucleus; chromatin; cohesin complex. Gene Ontology annotation, molecular function: chromatin binding. Gene Ontology annotation, biological process: sister chromatid cohesion.
GCGCCUCAUUCGACUUCGAGCUGCCGAGGAGCCAACAACUCAAGCCGACCCCGAGCUGCCGCCGCUUGGUAUUUGUCAUCCGGGGCCCGGUGAAGGAUUAGGCCUUGCCGCCGGCGGACUGUUCGCUUUGGGGUUGCCGUGUCUGUGGCCGUUGUCGGGAUUAGUAGCGGCCGGCGGGACGAGGCCCUCCCCCGGGAGGCGCGCUGUGCUGGAGCUGAGAUUUGGUUAUCGCAUUUCAGAAGAGGUCUAUGAACCAAAUAUUCCAAGGGCGUUGGGUUUCCAGAAGAUGAUAAAGAAAUGAUAGCUGCACCAGAAAUCCAAACAGACUUCAGUCUCCUCCAGCCUCUGGAUCCUUCCAUUCAUGACAUGGGCCCACUUUCCUGCAAUGCACCCCCCAGGGACCCAGAAACCCAUUUCUCAUCUGACACCGACUUUGAUGACAUUGAAAGUAAAGCUCCAAAACAAGGCAAAGGAAAGAAAGGAAAAAAAAAUGCCACAGAGAAGGGAAAAGGUUCUUUGAGACCUGGUGGCCCCAAUUGGAUGAAUGGUCAUCACCAACAAAAUGGAGUUGAGAACAUGAUGCUAUUUGAAGUGGUGAAGAUGGGCAAAAGUGCAAUGCAGUCUGUAGUGGAUGACUGGAUAGAAGCAUAUAAACACAACAGAGAUGUAGCACUUCUUGAUCUCAUAAACUUUUUCAUUCAGUGUUCUGGAUGCAAAGGUGUUGUCUCUGGAGAAAUGUUUCGUCACAUGCAAAAUUCUGAAAUAAUCCGAAGAAUGACUGAAGAAUUUGAUGAGGAUAGCGGAGAUUACCCUUUGACAAUGGCUGGUCCACAAUGGAAGAAAUUUAAAUACAGUUUUUGUGAGUUCAUUGGCGUUUUAGUGCGCCAGUGUCAAUACAGUAUCAUAUAUGAUGAGUACAUGAUGGACACUGUAAUCUCUCUCUUAACUGGACUUUCGGAUUCCCAAGUUCGAGCAUUUCGACAUACGAGUACAUUAGCAGCGAUGAAGCUAAUGACAGCCUUGGUUAAUGUUGCCCUGAACUUGAGUAUCAACAUGGACAAUACACAAAGGCAGUAUGAGGCAGAGAGAAACAAGAUGAUUGGGAAAAGAGCCAAUGACAGACUGGAACUUUUACUACAGAAGAGAAAGGAGUUGCAAGAAAACCAGGACGAGAUAGAGAACAUGAUGAAUGCAAUUUUCAAAGGAGUGUUUGUACAUAGAUAUCGAGAUGCAAUAGCUGAAAUUAGAGCUAUAUGCAUAGAAGAGAUUGGUGUUUGGAUGAAAAUGUAUAGCGAUGCCUUCUUAAAUGACAGCUAUUUAAAGUAUGUUGGAUGGACAAUGCAUGAUAAGCAAGGAGAAGUUCGGCUGAAAUGUCUGACAGCACUUCAAGGCCUUUAUUAUAAUAGAGAGUUGAACUCCAAACUAGAGCUGUUCACUAGUCGCUUUAAGGAUAGAAUUGUAUCAAUGACUCUUGAUAAGGAGUAUGAUGUAGCAGUGCAGGCAAUAAAGCUCUUAACUCUGGUUUUACAAAGUAGUGAUGAAGUUCUUACUGCUGAGGACUGUGAGAAUGUUUACCACCUGGUGUAUUCUGCACACCGACCAGUAGCUGUUGCAGCAGGGGAAUUUCUGUACAAAAAAUUGUUCAGCUGUCGGGAGCCUGAAGAUGAUGGCAUUUUAAAACGAAGGGGAAGGCUUAGCCCAAAUACCAAUCUUGUCAAGACAUUGGUCUUUUUCUUUUUAGAGAGUGAGUUGCAUGAACAUGCUGCAUACCUUGUAGACAGCAUGUGGGACUGUGCCACAGAAUUGCUAAAGGAUUGGGAGUGUAUGAAUAGCUUGCUGUUGGAUGACCCUUUAAAUGGCGAGGAGCCACUCACAGAUCGGCAAGAAAGUGCGCUAAUUGAAAUAAUGCUCUGUACAAUUCGACAAGCUGCUGAAUGCCAUCCUCCAGUUGGUAGAGGAACUGGGAAAAGGGUGUUGACUGCAAAGGAAAAGAAAGCCCAGUUAGAUGACAAAACACGGCUUACAGAGCUCUUUGCAGUAUCCCUUCCUCAGCUGUUGGCAAAAUAUUCAGUAGAUGCAGAAAAAGUGACGAAUCUUCUGCACCUACCGCAGUUUUUUGAUUUGGAAAUUUAUACAACGGGACGUUUGGAAAAGCAUUUAGAGUCAUUAUUGCGACAAAUACGGAAUAUUGUAGAAAAGCACACAGAUACAGAUGUUUUGGAAGCCUGUUCUAAAACCUACCAUGCACUUUGCAAUGAAGAGUUUACAAUAUAUAACAGAGUGGACAUUGCGAAGAGCCAGUUAAUUGAUGAACUGGCAGAUAAAUUCAAUCGCCUUCUUGAGGACUUCUUGCAAGAGGAAGAGGAGCCAGAUGAAGAGGACGCAUACCAAGUGCUGUCCACACUAAAGCGAAUAACUGCUUUCCACAACGCACAUGACCUCUCUAGAUGGGAUCUAUUCACCAGCAAUUACAAGCUAUUGAAAAAUGGUAUAGAAAAUGGAGAUAUGCCUGAGCAGAUUGUCAUUCAUGCUUUACAGUGCACUCAUUAUGUGAUUCUCUGGCAACUGGCAAAGGUAUCAGAGACUGGUUUAACAAAGGAAGAGUUGAUCACUUUGAAGAGGCAAAUGAGAGUAUUUUGUCAAAUAUGUCAACAUUACCUUACUAAUGUGCACACUGCUGUUAAAGAACAGGCAUUCACUAUUCUCUGUGAUGUGCUAAUGAUCUUUAGCCAUCAGAUUGUGCAUGGAGGUCGAGAAAUGCUGGAACCUCUAGUGUAUUCACCAGAUUCAUCGCUGCAGUCAGAGCUGCUCAGCUUUAUUUUGGAUCAUGUCUUCAUUGACCAGGAUGAUGAUAACAGCAGUUCAGAUGGUCAGCAGGACGAUGAAGCCAGUAAAAUUGAAGCAUUGCACAAAAGAAGAAAUUUGCUUGCAGCUUUCUGUAAACUCAUAGUAUAUAAUGUAGUUGAGAUGAACACUGCUGCGGACAUCUUCAAACAGUACAUGAGGUAUUACAAUGAUUAUGGGGACAUCAUCAAAGAAACAAUGAGUAAAACACGGCAGAUCGAUAAGAUUCAGUGUGCAAAAACACUUAUACUUAGUUUACAACAGCUUUUCAAUGAGAUGAUCCAGGAGCAUAGUUAUAACUUUGAUCGAUCAUCACCAACGUUCAGUGGUAUAAAAGAGCUUGCAAGACGUUUUGCUUUAACCUUUGGACUCGAUCAGCUUAAAACAAGAGAAGCCAUUGCAAUGUUGCACAAGGAUGGUAUUGAAUUUGCCUUUAAAGAGCCAAGCCCACAAGGAGAAGUUCAUCCACCACUAAACAUGGCCUUCCUUGAUAUUUUGAGUGAGUUCUCUUCAAAGCUGUUAAGACAGGACAAGAAAACAGUAUACGCGUACCUGGAAAAGUUCAUGACAUUUCAAAUGUCCCUUCGACGAGAAGAUGUCUGGUUACCACUUAUGUCUUACCGAAACUCCUUAUUAGCUGGAGGUGACGAUGACACUUUAUCUGUCAUGAGUGGAAUGAGUGGUCGUGGUGGUUCUCUGAGGAGUAAAAAAGCAAAACCAGCAACCGCCAAGCGGAAAUUACCAGAAGCUGAAGAGAGUAGUAGCAGUGAUAGCAUGUGGCUAAGUCGGGAGCAGUCGAUGAAUACUCCAGUCAUGAUGCAAGCACCACAGCUCACGUCCACGAUUAUGAGAGAUCCCAAGAGAUUAAGGCCGGAAGAGAGUUAUAUGCCAGUUUAUCCGAUGCAGCAUGAGCACCACCAACACCCUAUUGAUUACAAUACGCAGGUAACGUGGAUGCUUGCUCAGCGACAGCAGGAAGAAGCUGCAAGGCAACAGCAAGAGAGAGCAGCUAUGAACUUUGUGAAGUUGAGGACUAAUCUACAGCAUGCCAUACGGCGCAAUCCAGGUUUAAUGGAAGAUGAUGAAGAGCCUAUUGUUGAGGAUGUCAUGAUGUCUUCAGAGGGGAGAAUUGAAGAUCUUAAUGAGGGCAUGGACUUUGACACAAUGGAUAUAGACUUGCCUCCAUCUAAAAACAGGAGAGAGAGAACAGAACUUAAACCUGAUUUCUUUGAUCCUGCGUCAAUCAUGGAUGAAUCUGUUCUUGGGGUAUCAAUGUUUUAAUACCAGUUCAUCUAUCAACUCUGUGGUGAAGUGUUUUUUUUAAAUGGAAGAGGAAGUUUUUAAUGACAAAUUUGUGGUAGAUACAUUAAAAUUCUGUACAGAAUUUUCUCUAAGGAGAAUUUGACAUGCUUACCAAGAUUAAGUGCAUUGAAGGGCAGUUUUGAAUGCCUGAAAAAAUAUAAAGGACAAGUAAACAGUUUGAAAAUAAGCUACAUUGUACCAUUUUGGAGAAAAUAAUUUUUUUAUUUAUGUAUUUUAAUUUGUCCAGUUAUAAUGCAUAGUUAUACCAUUUUUUUUUAAAUAAUCAAACUCCCAUUAAUGAAUAAUGUUUGUUCUCUUAACUCCAAACAAGAGCUGAAAUCAUAGCAUUUAUAUUUAUAAUUCAGUAUGGUUAUGUAUUAGUUUCUUGUAUUUUGCAAAAUGUAUAAACUCACAAAUUAGACUGAUCGAAUUCUUCUUUUUUUUUUUUUUACUUUUUUUUUUAAAGAUAUCAGUAGCCAAGACAUGUUCAUGUUAUUUUAAUAAAGGAGCCUUACACAUUGCCUUUGUCCCCCCCCCCCCCCCCCAAAAAAAAACUGUCAGUGGGCAAUUUGCUCUAAGGAUAUCCAAACAUAACCACGCUUGCUCAUUAAUGACCUUUAAAGUUUGCUUGUCCUUUACCAAACUUGUAAUGUUGUGAAAUUCCUUCCAGUAGUGCCACUGUAUUUUGUCUCCAAAUAAAGAGAAGCUUAUUGUAGUAUGUUUGCAUAAAAAAAAAAAAAAAAAAAAAACUUUAAACAGAAAUUAUACAGCUUAUUAGAGUGUUGGGAAUAGGGUUCUAAAUUUUAAAUAAAAUGAUAUAUAAAUAUAUAUAUAUAAAUUGGUGCUGAUUUUAUAAUUGCGCAAUUUGUUUAGUUUUUUCUUACUUUUAAAUUCCAACUUAAAUUGAGGUUUCAGAAAUAUAUUGAAAGUUUUAACAAUGUUUAAAAAAUAGUUGAAGCGGUAAUAAUCGCUUUGAAAUGAUUUUUAAAUUUGUAUUUUAUAUUGUUUUAUCUAUUUGUCUUUGCAAGCAGUCUUCAGGUUAAGUAUACUUCCAGCAGGUUACAGUACAUUUCCUGUAUUUUUAAAUUAGUUGAGAAACUAAGCAACACAUGGCUUUAUUCUAUAAAAGCUUUGAUCUACUCUUCAUCCUUCACAGCCAGUUGUCAAUAUUUGCCAUCCACCCCAACUCAUUUUGCCCAGCUUAGGCAGCUAGACAUAAAAAGUAAAAAUUUUAAGUUAUAUUUCAUGUGUAUAUUUUUUUUUUUUUUUUUUUGUCGGUUGUCUUCUUUUUUUUUUCCUCCUGAGGUUUAAGUCAUUCCAUGCCUUAUUUUUGCAAUACACAAACUUCUCUUGUGUAAAAAAAAAAAAAAAAACACAAAAAAAUACUGCUGUCAAAUUGUAAUUAUCACCUUUUAGGCUGAGGUAGCCAAAAACCAUAAAUUAACUAGAGACUUCUAAAAUAUAAGUUUUAAACCUCACAGUCUAACACAGAACCUGAUACGUCUUGAUUCAUGUUGCAUUAAUAAUCAUGUCUGAAAUGACUGCCUAUUCUUCCUUCACACCACUGCAUUUACUAGAACUGCUGAGAGGACUGUGUAUAUAUGAUUUUAAACUUAAGUCAGUUUCUUUCUUACUCUAGGCAGAGUAUAUCUUUGUGAAAGCAGUUCUUACAGCUUUGUUUUCAACCAGCUAAAAUGUUUUAUAUAUUUACCUAACCUGUUGUCCUCCACAUUCUAUUGUCCUCUGUACUGUUUUCUGAUUUGUAUUUAUGUCUUGAGACAGUAACUUUUUGAAUAAAAAUAAACUACAGUAUAUGAUUAUGUUUUAA